This is a messenger RNA of Solea senegalensis (Senegalese sole), 795 nucleotides long. RefSeq lists its product as uncharacterized. The record is from RefSeq and is a predicted model, not a curated record. The transcript has 4 exons. NCBI's taxonomy places the organism in Eukaryota, Metazoa, Chordata, Actinopteri, Pleuronectiformes, Soleidae. Gene Ontology annotation, biological process: dolichol-linked oligosaccharide biosynthetic process. Bases 135 to 629 code for a protein of 164 amino acids. Gene Ontology annotation, molecular function: hexosyltransferase activity.
GAACUGACUGACGCGGAAGCAGCUAUGACGUGUGUUGCUGCAAGAUUGAGGAGGAGGUGGCUUUGAACUGUCAACAUUUUUAUACAACUACAAUUAAAAGCAACAACAAUUUAAAGAUUAGAAAUUGACCCGAUAUGAAGACGGUGUUUGUAACUGUCGGCACCACGAGCUUCGAUGAGCUAAUCGAACACAUCACUUCCUCGGAGGUCGUUCAUGCUUUAAAGGCUCGUGGAUAUGAGCGUCUGGUUCUUCAGGUUGGAAGAGGAUCUCUUCUUCCAGCUGCUGACAGCUGUACUCACAUCACACUGGAGGCUUUUCGAUUUAAAGACUCCAUAGCAGAGGACAUGAAGCAGGCUGACCUCAUCAUCAGCCACGCAGGGGCAGGAAGUUGUUUGGAGGCACUUGGUGCAGGCAAACCUCUGCUGGUUGUGGUCAAUGACAAGCUGAUGAACAACCACCAAAUGGAGCUGGCCAGACAGUUACACCUGGACUCUCACCUGCUGUACUGCACAUGCAGUACACUGACAGAGACUCUCUCAAACAUGGAUCUCUCUGUUCUUCAGCCCUUCUUACCUGGACAGCCGAAAAACUUUGCAAACUUUCUAGACAGAGCCCUCGGUGUGCAGUGAAACUGUAUUUAAGAUGUGGAUUGUGAUGCUGCUCAACCAUUGAGUCUUUUAGACUUAGACUUCCUUUUAUUAUUAUUAUUUUUUAUUUUUGUAUGUGAUAAUACUAAUAAUGAUAAUAAUGUCCAAUUUCAAAUCCUUACAAAUCCCACAAAUUAUGUCUACAUUU